Molecule: messenger RNA, 2385 nt
Organism: Gastrolobium bilobum
Lineage: Eukaryota; Viridiplantae; Streptophyta; Magnoliopsida; Fabales; Fabaceae
Product: DEAD-box ATP-dependent RNA helicase 38
Exons: 8
Coding region: 88-1587 (499 amino acids)
Biological process (GO): poly(A)+ mRNA export from nucleus
Cellular component (GO): cytoplasmic stress granule; nucleus
Molecular function (GO): RNA binding; ATP binding; RNA helicase activity
Source: RefSeq, a predicted model, not a curated record
CGCCAAGCUCAAUCCAUUACCUUCUACUUCCCUCUGCGAAUUUUAUAUUCCUUUUUUACUUUUCACUCAGUCUCGUCUACUACUGCUAUGGCAGAACGAUCCACCGCCGACACCUCCUCCGCCAGCGAUGCUCCUCCGCCCUCGCUGGCGCCGGCUUCCUCGCCGAAGAGCUGGGCCGACGAAGCAGACGAAGAAACCAACGCAACGCCGAGCUCCGAGACAGCAACCUCGUCGCUCAACGUCGACGGAUUAACGAUCGACGAGAACAAGAAGCCUUCUCCAAAGUUCUUGGACGAGCCUGAAGACUCCAACAUCCAAGCGGUUUCGUCCGGCGACACUCCGUACACGUCAGCUACCACCUUCGAAGAAUUGAAUCUCUCAACGGAGCUUUUGAAGGGACUGUACGUGGAGAUGAAGUUCCAGAAACCUAGUAAGAUCCAAGCCAUAACCUUGCCUAUGAUCUUGAAUCCUCCGAAUAGGGAUUUGAUCGCACAGGCGCAUAACGGUUCCGGAAAAACCACGUGUUUCGUUCUUGGUAUGCUUAGUCGAGUUGAUCCAAAGUUGCAGGCUCCUCAAGCUUUCUGCAUUUGCCCAACCAGGGAGUUGGCUAUUCAGAAUACUGAAGUUCUCCGAAAGAUGGGAAAGUACACGGGGAUUAGCUCAGAAUGUGCUAUACCAGCAGACAGUAGAGAUGCUUUGCCGAUAGCGAAACGGGCACCGAUUAUGGCUCAAGUGGUUAUUGGGACCCCUGGCACGAUUAAUAAGUGGAUGAAUUAUAAGAAACUUGGGGUGACAAGGUUGAAGAUUCUUGUUUUUGAUGAGGCUGAUCAAAUGCUUGCUGAGGAUGGAUUUAAAGAUGAUUCCCUGAGGAUAAUGAAAGGAAUAGAAAAAUUCAAUUCUAACUGUCAGGUUCUUCUGUUUUCUGCUACAUUCAAUGACAUUGUCAAGAAUUUUGUUUCGAGGACAGUUAAGCAGGAUCAUAAUAAACUUUUUGUGAAGAAAGAAGAACUAUCUUUAGAUGCUGUAAAGCAAUAUAAAGUGUAUUGUCCUGAUGAACUCUCUAAGAUCGAAGUGAUAAAAGAUUACAUACUCGAAAUAGGAGAGAAUGUGGGGCAAACUAUAAUAUUUGUGCGCACAAGAAAUAGUGCAAAAAUGUUACAUAAAUCACUUGUUGAUUUGGGCUACGAGGUUACUUCUAUACAAGGCGCUCUUGGGAAUGAAGAGAGAGACAAGGUUGUCAAGGAAUUCAGAGAUGGUUUGACUCAGGUUCUUAUAUCAACUGAUGUUCUUGCCCGUGGCUUUGAUCAGCAACAGGUUAAUCUGGUUAUCAACUAUGAUCUUCCAGUGAAAUAUACUGCUGAGUAUACCCGUGAACCUGAGCCUGAUUAUGAAAUUUAUUUGCAUAGGGUUGGUAGGGCUGGACGUUUCGGGCGCAAGGGGGCUGUAUUUAACCUGAUAUGUGAUCAAAGGGAUGAAAAGAUCAUGUCCAAGAUUGAGAACCAUUUUGGCACCCAUGUUUCUGAGGUGCAAGAAAAAAGUGUUGAAAACUAUAAAGGGGCUCUUAAAGAGGCCGGAUUACUGAGGUGAAUUGGCCGAAGUUGAAGGAUAUUGAUAACUGUGUUUGCCUCCAAAAUGUGCUUGGAUCUGGCUAAGGAUUUUGAUCAUAUCCAUGAAUGCUUUUAAUUUUUUACACGGACAGAUGAUGAUCAUGGUUUUAGUUGUGGAGAUGAAGACUUCCUGUUCAGUAUUUGUUUUUUAUGUUACAGUGGUGAUUUUUCUCUGUAAAUUGGAUAUCAGGUUGUAAUGGGGAUAAUUUGUAAUGAGUCGGUUUAUUUUUUCGUUGUAGUACUGUAACCACCUUUGAAAAAUCCUUUUUGAUCUUGUGGUAUAACGUUAUUACCCGACGGCAGCUUUUAGAGAAUGAAUUCUGGAGCCCUCCUGCCUUCAGCUUGGUAAUAGGACAAAGAAGCAUAAGUGUUCCUUGGCUAGCAACAUAGCUUCUUCGGUGGUGUACAAGUCUGUUGAGGUCUCGGUCUAUAGAUUUUUCUCCUUCUAUUCAUUCUUCCUGCCGAAAUCCAAAAAUACUAAGCGAGAAAAGAUUCAAUUUUUUUCAAGCAGUUUCUUGGUAUAUAAACUAGUGAAGUAUGGUCCAUGAAUGUAUGGCUGUAAAUCUCAUCCCCAAGUCCAAGUUGGAAGGAUAUUUCCAUUUUCGUACGUUAGCAAAUAUCAGCAGCUUUGAGUACUUUUUAAGUUUUAUGAUUUAUUCAUUGGAUCUAUAAGCCAAAUCAAGGGUAUGAGAAGAGAUUUGGUGGUUACUUUCAAGUUUCAAGUGUCAUUAAUGGUCAUUAUUCAUCACCGAACAUCAAUAACAAGCAUACUUACAGU